Molecule: messenger RNA, 620 nt
Organism: Lagenorhynchus albirostris (white-beaked dolphin)
Lineage: Eukaryota; Metazoa; Chordata; Mammalia; Artiodactyla; Delphinidae
Gene: FABP7
Product: fatty acid binding protein 7
Exons: 4
Coding region: 10-408 (132 amino acids)
Biological process (GO): fatty acid transport
Cellular component (GO): cytosol; nucleus
Molecular function (GO): fatty acid binding
Source: RefSeq, a predicted model, not a curated record
AGGGUAAGGAUGGUGGAGGCUUUCUGUGCUACGUGGAAGUUGACGGACAGUCAGAAUUUUGACGAGUACAUGAAGGCUCUAGGUGUGGGCUUUGCCACUAGGCAGGUGGGAAAUGUGACUAAACCAACAGUGAUCAUCAGUCAGGAGGGGGACAAAGUGGUGAUCAGGACUCAAAGCACAUUCAAGAACACGGAGAUUAGUUUCCAUCUGGGAGAAGAGUUUGAUGAAACCACUCCAGAUGACAGAAACUGUAAGUCUGUUGUUAGCCUGGAUGGAGACAAACUUGUCCAUGUACAGAAAUGGGAUGGCAAAGAGACAAAUUUUGUAAGAGAGAUUAAGAAUGGCAAAAUGGUCAUGACUCUUACUUUUGGCGAUGUGGUUGCCAUUCGCCACUAUGAGAAGGCAUAGAAAACAUCCUGAUCUGGGGCUGGAGAAGUUCUACAACCUUUCUGUUUACCCAAGUCUCAGUGCUCUACUGCUGUUACAGCACGGCCGAUCGCUAAUUAGAAGGUUAUCCUUGGUGUGGAGGUGGAAAAUGAUGACUUCAAAACUUGUUUUAAAGACUUGUUACUGCAAGCAAUCAAAGCCAUUUUUGAUCUGCAGAUUUAUCACAUUUUAUA